Molecule: messenger RNA, 2019 nt
Organism: Topomyia yanbarensis
Lineage: Eukaryota; Metazoa; Arthropoda; Insecta; Diptera; Culicidae
Product: zinc finger protein weckle-like
Exons: 6
Coding region: 137-1966 (609 amino acids)
Biological process (GO): regulation of DNA-templated transcription
Cellular component (GO): nucleus
Molecular function (GO): DNA-binding transcription factor activity, RNA polymerase II-specific; zinc ion binding; RNA polymerase II cis-regulatory region sequence-specific DNA binding
Source: RefSeq, a predicted model, not a curated record
UUUUUAUUGUUUUUUCGAUGCAGGAUGUUAUUGAACUUUUUAAUCUAUCUGAAUAUUAUUAUCGUAAUAUAGUGAGAAGUGGUGAACAGUAGUUUAUAAACCAAGCGCUUUUCGGAACCUUAACAAAUCGUUCACAAUGCUGGGUAGCUGGAGAAGCUGGUGCCGCCUGUGUGCCAGCGAAUGUGCUGUCUUCAAUCUGGAGUCACUCGACGAACUUAACGAGAUUAUUAUGAGGCACUUUAACUUUUCGCUACAAGAAAUAGUCGAUGUAAGCAAUUGCAUUUGCGAGGAGUGCUACAAUUUCGUGAAUAAACUGGAACGAUUCAAGGAGCGUUGUUCACAGACUAACAAGAUGUUGGCAGAGUUAUGUGGGGCCAAUGGCGAAGAGUUGCUGGAAAGUGAUCUUCAGGAUUUAAGGUUCCGUUUCCUGAGUGAUUCUAUUGUCCUCUUGGAUGACGAAAAGGAUGAGAAGAAUUUUAUCCAGACGGUUGCUUCUUCUGACAUGGGUUCGAUGAACGCGGGUACGUUAGACCAGGGUGUUGACACAAGUGAUCUGGUUGAGCAGGAAUUAGUUGGAUUAAAAAUCGAAAAGAUGUCCUCGGAAACAUCGGAAGAUUGCCGAAUGUCAUCGGUGAAUCAAUUAACGGAAAAAUCAAAAUCGAAGGAAGAAAAAGUUUUAACAAAACUGGAAUCCGAGGAAUGUGAUGACUACGAUGCAGACCAUGUCCAGUAUGAUGAUGAUAUUGAAGAUGACAGUAAAUCGGAAGAGGAAGCUUCAAAAAAAUUUACAAAAGGCAAUAGACGGAAAGUUAGGAAAAAUAAUUGUGCAUCGUUGCCAGACGAUACCGAUAAAAUUAAAGAAUGUUUGGUAGGCUGUGAAUCGUGUGAUGAAACAUUUCGCACACGUUCAUUGUACAUUUACCAUCUGCAAUCGAAACAUCCCGAUUCCGCAGAACUUUCACAUGGUUGCUCGAUGUGUCCAAAGCGAUUUCCCUCCGAAAAGAAGGCCAAACUCCACGAGUGCGUGCACUUACCGAGCGACCAAAAAAUGCUUCAUCCUUGCAGUUAUUGUGAUAAAAAAUUUAGCAAAUUGGUGAAUGUGCAAGCUCACAUAAAGACAGUCCACAUCGGGGAGCGUCCAUACAUUUGUGAGGAAUGUGGGAAGGCUUUUGGAACAAAAGGUGCAUUGAAAGAACACCAAAUAACCCAUAGCGACGAAAAGCCUUUUCAAUGUGCUCAUUGUCCUAAGAGAUUUAAAAACUUACCACGGUUGAAGACUCAUGAAGAUAUUCAUAACGACACGUUGUACGUCUGCCCUCACUGCGGGCUACAGUUGAACACGAAACGAACACUAAAAAUGCACUUGGUGGUACAUUCGGACCAGAAGAAGUUCAAAUGUCAGUAUUGCGGCAACGAGUACAAACGUUCGAAAGCAUUGAAGACCCACUUGAUUUUGCAUACUGGCAUGCGGCCGUAUCACUGUCCGUUUUGCGAGAAAACAUUUGCCAAUGGGUCAAAUUGCAGAAGUCAUAAGAAGAAGGCUCACCCGAAAGAACUGGCUGCGUUAGAAGCCUCGGGAGAGCAAUCGCGUGCCACUAAUAUCCCUAAACUGAACCAACUGCAGCCAAAACCACUGCAGACGAGUCCCGCUCCGGAUGAUUCCGCAAACAGCACAUCUACUAUGUCGCAACCCCUCGGGACCACUGUGCCACCAGUUGACACCGAAUCGACGGAUGAACUGUUACUUACUCGUAAUGUUCGUUUAGUUACAGCAUUUUAUCACUCCCAAAGCGAACCACCGCCGUUGAACAUUAUAAGAACAACCGUUAAAAGCGAGCAAAGAAAGGUCGAACCAUCGAUACUGGUGACACAGCAACAUGCACAUGAAACAUCAGUUGGACCAAUACCAUUCGGUGAGAUGGUAACUCUUCCACCGCUGCAGCUCAUUUCGACUAAUAAGCCGUGAGUGGUUUGUUGCUGAAAUCGUGUUUAGUUUUAGAUGGAAUUUUAUAAUAUAUA